Penicillium robsamsonii is the source of this 336-nucleotide messenger RNA. RefSeq names its product SBDS family protein. Bases 1 to 336 code for a protein of 111 amino acids. The record is from RefSeq and is a predicted model, not a curated record. The transcript is spliced from 3 exons. NCBI's taxonomy places the organism in Eukaryota, Fungi, Ascomycota, Eurotiomycetes, Eurotiales, Aspergillaceae.
AUGGCUCGUGGAAACGAAACUGCCUCCAAGAUCUUCUACAAGGGUAGCUCCGACGACUUCAUUGUCUUCGUGGACGACCUUGAGAUCCUCAAGAAGUGGAAGACCGACCGCAGCAUUCCCCUGACUGAAGUCCUGAACGGCUGGAAGAUUUUCCUGACUCACUCUCACGGAGCGCAGGGUGUCCUCGAUACCGCCAGCCAGAGCUCUCUCCAGAAUGAAUUCGGCACAACUAAGGAGGAAGAGUGCAUUGUCAAGAUCCUCGAAGGCGGCGAAUUCCAGGCCACCACGGCACGCGAGCGUGAGGGAAGCAAGAAUGACUCCAACGGCAGCCGCUAA